Macrosiphum euphorbiae (potato aphid) is the source of this 4908-nucleotide messenger RNA. The record is from the annotation of a GenBank genome assembly. NCBI's taxonomy places the organism in Eukaryota, Metazoa, Arthropoda, Insecta, Hemiptera, Aphididae.
AUGUGGAAAGACUUCAAGAAGUUAAAACUUCUGCUAUGGAAGAAUCUACUGAUACAGAAGCGACAUCCCAUCCAGUCGUUCAUAGAGCUACUGUUACCGGCCAUCAUGGCGGCCAUAAUGGUCAUGUUCAGGUCGUGGGUGCAGCCCGUCGAGUUCAACACCGUCACAAGAUUCGAACCCUUUCCGAUAUCGGUGCCACCGUUAAUACUGGGCUACAGACACGGAUGGUCCAUAGCAUGGGCUCCGUAUGACCCGGAAUUGGAAAAAAUCAUGAACGACGCUUUCUCGCACACUCCCAACAUGAAGCUCGAAUCGUUUGUAAGCGGCGAUAAGAUGGAGGAGCGACUGAAUCAAGAUCUCGCUAUGAAAAAAUUUCUGGUGGGCGUUCGUUUCGAAAACAUCAUGCCGAACUCGACGUUACCAAAAAGUACAAUCGUGAAGCUAAGAUAUCCGUGUCAUCUCCGGGUAACGAAAAAGAGUCUGAUGAGCUUCGACACGGUCGAAGCAAACUGGCGGACUUACUUGAUGUUUCCUCUGUAUCAGACGUUCGGUCCUAGGCACAAAGAGGAAAACGACGGAGGCGAACCAGGUUAUUUGUCCGAAUCGUUUUUGUACAUGCAAAAUCAGAUCUCCAAAGCCUUGAUACGAUACUGGGCUCCCGGCGAGACGAUACCGGAAAUCGAGCUACAGAGGUUCCCGUAUCCGAAGUACAUCGAGGAUCCAUUGCUACCGGCCCUCACGUCGUUCAUAUCCACAGUAGUGUUGCUCAGUUACAUUUACACCGCCAUCAACACCAUCAAAGUGAUAUCGGCUGAAAAAGAAAUGAAAAUGAAGGAAGCCAUGAUGCUCAUGGGCUUGGAUAACUGGUUGCACGCGUGCGCAUGGUACCUGAAGAGUUUUGUUGUAUGGAUUGUACCUCUGUUGAUAUUGGUGUUUUUCAUAACGUACGACUGGCCAACGGGUGCGGUGUUUCAGUACUCCGACCCUCUGGUACUAAUGGCGAUAUUGACCCUGUACGUAACCGCCGGAAUAUCCUAUUGCUUCUUGAUAUCCGCCUGCUUUAAAAAAGCCAACACAGCGGCGACUGUCGGCGGCGUGUUGUGGUUCGGGACCUAUGCCCCAUUCAUGAUCUUCCAGCCCAAAUACUCGUCCAUGACCAACAGAGAAAUCCUGGCGUCCACCAUAUUGCCAAACACUGCGCUGGGAUACAUAUUCCAGAGUCUCAUCAUGUUCGAAGGUAUCGGCAGCGGACUGACGUGGGAAAACAUCACGGUGACGGUGUCGCCGGACGACAAGAUGUGCAUCGCGGACAUAAUGCUGAUGUUGGUGUUCGACUCGGUCCUGUACCUGUUGAUCGCCGUAUACCUGGAAACAGCUUUCCCGCGCAACAGCGGUUUCCACCCUCCGUGGUACUUCCCGAUACUGCCGUCGUUCUGGUUCGAGAAAAAAGUCAGCCCCAAACAAAUCGCCGAAAAAUCUGGCAUACAUAUCCAAUCGCUCAGCAAGAGUUUCACGCCCGGAAAGUACGUCGUCAACAAGCUGUCCGUGGAUAUGCAACCGAAUCAAAUAACCGUUUUGCUGGGCCACAACGGCGCCGGAAAAUCCACCACCAUGUCCAUGUUGACAGGACUGAUAAGUCCAACGUCUGGUACGGCGCUGAUAGAGGGUUACGAUAUUAAAACCCACAUGAAAACUAUACGACACUCAUUGGGGCUCUGCCCUCAAUACAAUCUACUCAUACCGGACUUGACCGUAGGAGAGCAUUUGUACUUUUUCGGAAUGUUGAAGGAUUUGAAUGAGCAGGAUUUGAAAAGCGAAAUCGACAGUUACACGGUUAAAUUCGAACUAGAGUCGAUGAUCAACACGAAGUCCAAACAUCUGAGCGGAGGAAUGAAGAGAAAACUGUCGGUGGCCAUAGCGUUAAUUGGCAAAUCGAAGGUGGUGUUGAUGGACGAACCGACGUCGGGUAUGGACCCGGCGGCCAGACGUACUCUGUGGAAUAUUUUGCAAUCGGAACGGGAAGGAAGAACAAUGGUGAUGACAACGCAUUUAAUGGACGAAGCGGAUCUGCUAGGCGACCGUGUCGCCAUUAUGAAAGCAGGCACUCUUUGUUGUGUCGGAACACCAUUUUCAUUGAAAAAAGAAUAUGGUGGUGGUUACACUUUAACCCUGGUAAAAGAUGUAAUCGGUUUCAGUUUGACUAAAGUGACAAAUUUCGUACGUAAAUAUUACCCUCAUUCGGUGCCAAGUAACAUGACCGUCAUGGAAGUCACGUAUCAGCUAGAGGACUCGUCGUUGUUCCCAGAUCUGCUCAACUCAUUGGAGCAAUCCAAACAGACAUUGGGGAUUAAGGAAUACGGAAUAACUUUGACUACGUUGCAGGACGUGUUCAUGAGAGUCGGUCAAGAAGACAACAAGAAGUUAUCGGAUUAUCAGAUGAACGCCAUCAAACAUAAAUCAAUGGAACUGAAGAACCGUUUUGACACGUUGUUCUACGACCCCGAGUGUGACUCUGCCGAUUAUAAAUCUGAAAGGGCCAGGGGAUGGAAAUUGUUCUGGAUCCAAUGCGGGGCGAUCAUGGAAAAGAAAUGCUUGCAGUCAUACCGUUCUCUGAUAUUGCAUUCGUUACAAAUAACGCUAACGAUGUUUUUCAUAUUCUUGGCACUUUUGGUCGUCAACGCCUGGCAGGGAAUGAAAGACUUGCCGGCUCUGGCAGCUGAACUAGCGAACUACUGGGAACCCAUCAGUACGGUCAUGCUGUCCACCAACAACACGCAGAUCGGCACUUUUUACGAGUCAUACAAGAAUGCCUGUGCGCCCAACCCGGUCUUGGAUUUAAAUUACCGUACCACGUACAGUUAUUUCGAAGACUUUUUACUGCGAGUGGCCUCCGAAAAGAUAUCGCCGUUCACACAGAAGUACAUUGUCGGCGCGAUAUUCGGCGAGGACAGGAUCACGGCGUAUUUCAACAAUCAACCUUACCACGGUCCACCUUUGGCGCUCAGCAUGGUACACAACGCUAUAUUGAAAAGUUACAAAGGAGACGAAUACGGGAUACUCGUAGUGAAUCAUCCUCUGCCCUACCAAGGAGUGGACAAGCUGAUGAAAUUAACCGGAGGCAGUAAUCUGGGCUAUCAGGUGGCGUUCAACUGCGCCAUUUCACAAGCGUUCGUGUGCGCUGUGUACGUGCUGUUCGCCGUCAAUGAGCGAUAUACCGGCGCCAAGCACAUGCAACAGAUAGCCGGCGUCAAACCACUGGCCUACUGGGGAGCGUCUCUACUGUGGGACUGGAUAACUUACCUGACCGUCAUAUUCUCCAUUCUGCUGUUGCUCUUCUGGCACGGAGAUCCGGGAUACGCGAGCUGGAAACAAAUGGGACUGAUGCUGAGUCUGUUGGUGGCUUUCUCGUGGGCGACGAUGCCGUUGAUGAGUUUGUUCUCAUACCUGUUCACAAACCCGUCCACUAGUUUCACGAGAAUAUCCAUGUUUAGCGUUAUGACCGGUGCCUUUUGCUUCAUGUUGGUGCUUAUUUUGGACAUGCAACCACUGUGCUUGAAAGACCAAGCCAAGUUUAUCGACAACAUGAUGAUUUACUUUCCACAUUACGCUCUCGGAAGUGGUUUGAAAAACAUAUACUCUUCGUAUGAGUACAGCGAGAUUUGCGACUUCCAAAAGAACGCAACCUGUUUUGGAUGGGACGGUGACAAUCUUUCGUGGACCAGCCCCGGCAUCGGUAGAAACAUGACCCACCUAUUCUGGUUAGGAUUCGUGUGUGUGGCGUUACUGCUGUCAUGUGAAUACCUCACGUAUUACGGCAACAAGGUCCACUGCACGCUGAUGAAGCUCUACAGCCACGUGAUGCUCAAGAACUCCGUCAAGGAAGACAAGUACGACUUGAACUGUUACGAAUCGGACGUGGCCCACGAGAAGCAAGUGGUCAACGGCGCCGACCCACACAACUAUUGUCUAUACCUCAACAACGUCUGGAAGAAGUACGGUAACAAGGAAGCGGUGAGGGGACUGAACCUGGCGCUUAAGUCCAACGAGUGUUUCGGUCUGCUGGGGUCGAACGGUGCUGGCAAGACGACCACGUUUAAGAUGCUGACGGGUGACAUAAAGAACACCGCCGGUGACAUUUACGUGUGCGGAGUGAACGUGAACAACAACCGCGAGAAGAUCCACGAGGUAGGCGGCUACUGUCCACAGUUCAACGGUCUCAUCGAAGAGCUCACAGGCUACGAGACGCUCCAUUUCUUCUGCAAGCUCAGGGGCAUGUCCAACAAGGAAUCGUCCACGGUGCCGUUCCACCUAGCCUCUAGGCUGGCGUUCAUGGCUUACUUGAACGUGCAAGCGAAAAACUACAGUGGUGGAAACAAGAGGAAACUCAGCACAGCCAUAGCUAUGAUCGGUGACCCGAGCGUCCUGUUCUUGGACGAGCCAACUUCCGGCCUGGACCCCGCCGCCCGGAAACACCUCUGGGACACGGUGAGCGAGGAGAGGGAUCGCGGAAAAUGCGUUUUCAUCACAUCUCACAGUCUCGAGGAAUGCGAAGCCCUGUGCAGUCGUCUGGCUAUCAUGGUGGACGGCCGCCUAUGCUGCAUCGGGUCUGUGCAGCAUCUGAAAAACAAAUUCUCUGUCGGCUAUCAGCUGCACAUAAAAUUCCACCCUGACAACUAUACGAGAGCUAAAGAUUACGUGAUGAAAUCGUUCGUCGGCGCCAACUUGCGCGAGGAAUUCGAAAUCACGGCGCUGUUCCACAUUCCCAAGAAGUAUCCGUGUUCGUACGCUUUCGCUCAGAUGGAACAGGCCAAGAAAGAGCUGCUCAUCGACGAUUAUUCGAUAACGCAGACUAGUCUAGAACAGGUGUUUUUGAGCUUUACCAGAAAUCGUCAACAAGCAAUAGCAUAA